Messenger RNA from Entelurus aequoreus (snake pipefish), 1052 nucleotides. Its product is annotated as DUF4748 domain-containing protein. The record is from RefSeq and is a predicted model, not a curated record. Bases 33 to 470 code for a protein of 145 amino acids. The transcript has 3 exons. Lineage: Eukaryota; Metazoa; Chordata; Actinopteri; Syngnathiformes; Syngnathidae.
ACUGCGCAUGUGCGGUGCGUAACACAACAAACAUGGCGGUGUUCUUGACAGGAGCAGGAAUGGCUUGUAAAAGUGCAGUCCUCCUAGCUUCUGGUCCAUGGCGGGGGAAUAUUGGCUGCUUUUCACCCGCUCUGUGCCGGCGUUGGAGCGUCCAGACGGCGGCCAGGUGCAGCUCCGGGAGCGGGCAGCAGACCAGCCGAGAGGGAAGCAGAAAAGCCGAGGAAGAGGACUUCGAAGGUCCCGAAUACAUCCCUCUGAGGAAGGCCAAGAACCCCAUGAUGCCCAUUGGCUACGCCUGGAUGGUGGGCCUCCCCGGCGGCAUUCUCCUCUUCUUGCUGGCCAGAAGGGAAGUGGACAAGAACCGCCUAAAGCAGCUGAAGAUCCGACAGAAGAUGCAGAAGUCCAACGAGGGGAGCUACGAAGGGAGCCGCUACCGCCGCGCUGUAGAGAACGUCAAGCUGGACCAGUAACGCCUGUUAAAAGACUGCUCCACUUCCACUGGUGGACAUUAUAAUCAGUGAUUUUCACCCCUGCAGGGAGCAUGACGCAACAUCCUCAUGUUUAAAUGAGAUGUAUUGAAGUGUCCAAACUUUUUCUUUUUCAAAACCAAUACAAUAUAUAUGGUAACCCUUUUAGGGAUCCCCUCAAUUUUUGUGAAGGUGUCAGUCAUUAAAGUCAUAUAUUAAUAUUUUUUCAGACUGUUGUGCCCUGUACUUUGCAGUGGUUUGUUAGGGGGAGCAGCACCAGCAGAAAUGGACUUAAACCGGAUUGCUACUAUGUUAGCAACCUUUCUUUGUUUAUUAUGUAUAUUUUAUGCUGCCCUUUUUUUUUUUGCUGCAGCUGUAAUAUUGUACAUGGUAAUUGGGAUUUCUUAUAUAUUAUAUAAAACCAUAAAAUAUAUCAGUAUAUAUUAUAUACUGUAUACAGUAUAUAAUAUAUAAAUAUUACACAUGUUAUAUUUUAUAAUGCUACUACAUUUUACUGUACUUAAUACCUGCAUUAUCCUUUCCAUCCCUUUGAAACUGAGCUACUGUGUGGAACAAUUUCCAAUA